Messenger RNA from Vitis riparia (riverbank grape), 1464 nucleotides. Its product is annotated as hydroquinone glucosyltransferase-like. The transcript has a single exon. The coding region runs from base 26 to 1432 and encodes 468 amino acids. The record is from RefSeq and is a predicted model, not a curated record. Gene Ontology annotation, molecular function: UDP-glycosyltransferase activity. NCBI's taxonomy places the organism in Eukaryota, Viridiplantae, Streptophyta, Magnoliopsida, Vitales, Vitaceae.
AACACCACUAGUCGGGCUAGUUACCAUGGAAGAAACACCCCAUAUAGCCAUUCUUACAAAUCCAGGGAUGGGUCACCUCAUCCCAUUUGUGGAGUUAGCCAAGAGAUUAGUUCUUUCUCAUAAUUUUUCCGUCACUUGUCUUGUUCCUACCAUUGGUUCUCCUUCCAAAGCUCAAGAAACAGUCUUGAAAUGCCUUCCUCAAGGUAUAAGCUAUGUAUUUCUUCCUGCAGUGAGCUUUGAUGACCUCAAAGAGGAUGUUAGAGCCGAAAUCAAAGUUUCACUCACUAUGUCCCGCUCUCUUUCUCCACUUCGAGAAGUACUCAAGUCAAUAAUGAUUAGAACCCGGUUAGUCGCCUUGAUUGUUGAUCCUUAUGGCACCGGUGCCUUCGAUCUUGCAGAGGAAUUUGGGGUCCCUUGCUACAUUUUCUUCAUGUCCAAUGCUAUGGCCUUAUCAUUUUGUCUUCACUUGCCAAAGUUGGAUGAGAUGAUCUCCUGUGAGUAUAGAGACCUACCUGAACCAGUCAACAUUCCUGGGUGCAUCCCGGUUCAGGGGAGAGAUCUCAUGGACCCGGUCCGGGACAGAAAGAAUGAGGCGUACAAAAUGUUUCUUCACCAUGUAAAGCGCUUCACCUUAGCUGAAGGUAUUAUAGUAAAUAGCUGCAUGGACUUGGAAGCAGGAGCUGUAAGGGCUUUGCAAGAUGGAGGAUUGGUUAAACCACCAGUCUACCCCGUUGGACCGCUGGUGCGGACCUGGUCAAGGAUUGGGGACGAUGAUGAUUCUGAAUGCUUAAGAUGGUUGGAUGGUCAGCCAGAUGGGUCUGUUCUAUACGUUUCAUUUGGAAGUGGUGGAACCCUCUCUUAUGAUCAGGUCAAUGAACUAGCCUUAGGGUUGGAGAUGAGUGAACAGAGAUUCUUAUGGGUGCUAAGAACCCCAAAUGAUAGAUCUUCCAAUGCAGCAUACUUAACCAACCAAAGCCAAAACGACGCUUUUGAUUACUUACCAAAAGGGUUUAGGGAUAGGACAAGAGGGCAAGGUCUAAUACUGCCCUCUUGGGCACCACAGAUCAAGGUCCUGAGCCACAGCUCAGUGAGUGGAUUUUUAACACACUGUGGUUGGAAUUCAACUCUGGAGAGCAUCAUGUGUGGUGUGCCUUUGAUUGCUUGGCCGCUCUAUUCUGAGCAAAAGAUGAAUGCUGUAAUGCUAACUGAGGGUCUGCAAGUGGCAUUGAGACCAGAAGUCAACAAAAGUGGCUUAGUUCAGAGGGAGGAAAUUGUGAGAGUCGUGAAGGGUUUAAUGACAGGAGGACAUGGGGUUCGGAUAAGAGCGAAAGAAUUGAAGGAAGCUGCUACGAAAGCAUUAUGCGACGAUGGGUCUUCUUCUAAGGCACUGUUGGAGUUUGUACUCGCGUGUAAGAAUAAAAUAGGCAGAUAAAAUCACUCAAGCAUUAUCUUCACUUUUCUUUA